CUAGAUGUCACUGUGGACCAAAGUUUGCGUUUAACGUGUGAGACGAGUAAGUAUUUCCGCGCAUGCGCGUAUAAAGUAUACGUCAGCUUUAUGCCCUCUUUUAAACCCUCAUCGCUACGUGGCUGUUACUCUUCCGACGCUCCUCGUUAAGCAAGGAAACAUCAAGAUCAACAUGGACCAAGUAAUGCAGUUUGUUGAGCCGAGCAGGCAGUUCGUCAAGGACUCCAUCAGGCUUGUCAAGAGAUGCACAAAACCCGACAGAAAAGAAUUCCAGAAAAUCGCAAUGGCCACAGCAAUUGGAUUCGCCAUCAUGGGAUUCAUCGGUUUCUUCGUUAAACUGAUCCACAUCCCCAUCAACAACAUCAUCGUCGGUGGUUAAAUUCCAACUAAGCAAGAAGACAAACGUCAGAAUCCGGCUUUAGAAGACCGACAUGCAACAUUCUAAAGGGGGAUUGAAGGGGUGACAUUUUUUGACAUUCUGUAAUUAACAUUUCUAUUUUGCUGUGUAAAUAAAAAGCAAAAACCAACAAUA
Molecule: messenger RNA, 532 nt
Organism: Entelurus aequoreus (snake pipefish)
Lineage: Eukaryota; Metazoa; Chordata; Actinopteri; Syngnathiformes; Syngnathidae
Gene: sec61g
Product: SEC61 translocon subunit gamma
Exons: 4
Coding region: 173-379 (68 amino acids)
Biological process (GO): protein targeting; post-translational protein targeting to membrane, translocation
Cellular component (GO): Ssh1 translocon complex; membrane
Molecular function (GO): transmembrane protein transporter activity
Source: RefSeq, a predicted model, not a curated record